Centropristis striata (black sea bass) is the source of this 1041-nucleotide messenger RNA. It is a transcript of the gene emg1, whose product is annotated as EMG1 N1-specific pseudouridine methyltransferase. Gene Ontology annotation, biological process: rRNA base methylation. Gene Ontology annotation, cellular component: small-subunit processome; nucleolus. The transcript has 5 exons. Gene Ontology annotation, molecular function: rRNA binding; rRNA (pseudouridine) methyltransferase activity. The coding region runs from base 29 to 745 and encodes 238 amino acids. The record is from RefSeq and is a predicted model, not a curated record. NCBI's taxonomy places the organism in Eukaryota, Metazoa, Chordata, Actinopteri, Perciformes, Serranidae.
UCCGCGACACAGUCCAGCUGAAGGCAUCAUGGCGGCUCCUAACGAGAAGAAGCGUGGUCUUGAACAUUUGGACGAAUAUGAACCAAAACCAGCCAAACACCUCCGCAGCCUGCACGACCGCAUGGCGGAGAGGAGACUGGUUGUUAUCCUGGAGGGAGCGUCGUUAGAAACAGUGAAGGUCGGAAAAACCUUUGAGCUGUUAAACUGUGACCAACACAAAAAUAUCAUCGUCAAAAGUGGAAGGAAUCCAGGAAAUAUCAGACCAGACAUCACACACCAGUGCCUGCUCAUGUUGAUGGACAGUCCACUGAACAGGGCAGGCCUGCUGCAGGUUUACAUCCACACAGAGAAAAACGCCUUAAUAGAGAUCAACCCCCAGACCAGAAUCCCAAGAACCUUCAAUCGCUUCUGUGGCCUUAUGGUUCAGCUGCUGCACAAGCUGAGUGUCAGGGCUGCUGACGGUCCUCAGAAGCUCCUGAGGAUGAUUAAAAACCCCGUGUCUGACCACCUGCCCCCCGGCUGCCCCCGCAUCGCCACCUCCUUCUCCUCUUCUGGAGAGGCUGUCUGUCCCCGGACUCUGGUGCCAGAGGGACCGGCCGCAGUGGUGAUCGGAGCAUUCGCACAUGGAGCGGUGAAUGUGGACUACACAGAGAAGACAGUGUCCAUCAGUAACUACCCCCUCUCUGGGGCUCUCACCUGUGCCAAGAUGUGCUCAGCUUUCGAGGAAGUGUGGGGCGUCCUGUGACAGACAGUCAAUAAACUACUGAUGUUGGCCUCACCGGGACAACAGAGUACAUGGACUCUUUUUUUAAUGGACUAGGAAUGGAUAUGAUGUCCAUUUCACCAGUGGUGUCACCUGGACUACAGACAUGUAUCCUGUUAUACACUGUAUGUGUAUACUUGUAUGAUGGUGUUUGGCCCCAAUGUGGAAUAUAAAUUACUGUUUUCAUGUAGAAGCAUGGCUGUUUUAUACCAUUAUCAAUUGCACCAGUUACAUUGUAUUUUGGGUAAUCGAUCAAUACAUAAAAAUCUGACAGAAAA